UCUCUUGUCAUACUCUCUCUCUCUCUCUUUCUCUAUUUAUCUGUCUCUUACUUUGUCACUGUGUGAGUCCAAGAAAUGACUGAGGCUUGUAUUUUAGUAGAUCAGGAUCAGUUAAUCUGUCCGGCGUGUCAGGAUUUCCUGAAGGAUCCAGUGGCUAUCUCCUGUGGUCACACUUUCUGUAAGGUGUGUAUUAAUGACUGCUGGGAUCAGGAGGAUCAGAGUGGGGUGUACCGCUGUCCUCGGUGCAGAGACACUUUCACUCCAUGGCCUGUUCUCCACAGAAACAACAUGCUGGCUCAAGUGGUGGAGAAACUCAAGAAGAAGUCUGGAGAAUCCUAUCUGACGUUUCUGUCGUAUCUGAUGUGGAUGAUCGUUCUGAUUUGUCUGGCCUGUUUUAUGUCUCCUGAAUCCGUUUGGAAACCUGUGCAAAACUAUCAAUUACUCGAUUUAAAAACAGACAAGAUGGACAAAGCACCUGUAAAGAUCUGCUCUGAGCAUGAUAAAGUGCUGGAGGUCUACUGCCGCACUGACCAAAGCUUCAUCUGUUAUUUGUGUAUGAUGGAUAAACACAAAGGCCACGAGACUGUUUCUGUCAUAUCAGAAAGAGAAGAAAAACAGAUUAAGUUAAAGGAGGAGCAGAUGAAAUCUCAGCAGAGAAUCCAGGAGACGCAGAAGAAGGUGCAGGAGCUGAAACAGGCUGUGAACACUAUAAAGCUGAGUGCGCAGACAGCAGUGGAGGACGGUGAGAGGAUCUUUACUGAGCUGAUCAGCUCCAUGAAGAAAAAGCGCUCGGAGGUGACGGAGCUGAUCAGAGCUCAGGAGAAGACUGAACUGAGUCGAGCUGAACAAAUCCUGGAGCAACUGGAGCAGGAGAUUGCUGAUCUUCAGAGGAGACUCACUGAGCUGGAGCAGCUUUCACACACACAGGAUCACAUUCAUUUCCUCCAGGGUCUCCAGUCUCUCAGUGUCUCUUCUGGACGUGAGGACUCACCCAGCAUCACUGUCAGUCAACAUCUCUCAUUUGAUGCAGUGAGGAAAUCUCUCUCUGAUCUGAAAAAGAAACUCGAGGAAUUCUGCCAGUUCCUGUUCAUCAAAAUCCCUCAACAUGCUGCAGCAGUUCAGGUGAUUUUACCCCCAGAACCAAAGACCAGAGAAGAUUUUCUGCACUAUUUCUGUAAUCUGACUCUGGAUCCCAACACAGUAACUCAAGAACUCAUUCUGUCUGAGAGGAACAAAGUGGUGACGUACAAUAAGACAAGGCAGCCGUACGCUUAUCAUCCAGAGAGAUUUGACUCCUACUUGCAAGUGUUGAGUAAAGAGAGUGUGUGUGGACGCUGUUACUGGGAGGUGGAGUGGAGCAGUGAGAGGCGUGUAUUCAUAUCAGUCUCAUAUAAAGACAUCAGCAGGAAAGGACGGGGUAUUGAGUGUUUGUUUGGAGCCAACAAUCAGUCCUGGAGUCUGCAGUGUUCUCCUUCUUCUUUCUCUUUCUAUCACAACAACAUUAAGACAGACAUCAGUGCUCCUUCAUCCACCAGAAUAGGAGUGUUUGUGGAUCACAGUGCAGGAACUCUGUCCUUCUACAGCGUCUCUGACACAAUGAAGCUGCUUCACAAAGUCCACACCACAUUCACUCAGCCUCUGUAUCCUGGGUUCUUGCUCAACAAUAAUAGAGCAACUGUGAGAUUAUGUGAUCCAGAAUAAAAUGCUCAUGAUUUCUUCUUUAUAUGAAGCUCCC
This is a messenger RNA of Clarias gariepinus (North African catfish), 1735 nucleotides long. Its product is annotated as tripartite motif-containing protein 16-like protein. Gene Ontology annotation, molecular function: protein binding; zinc ion binding. The transcript is spliced from 6 exons. Bases 76 to 1701 code for a protein of 541 amino acids. NCBI's taxonomy places the organism in Eukaryota, Metazoa, Chordata, Actinopteri, Siluriformes, Clariidae. The record is from RefSeq and is a predicted model, not a curated record.